AUCGCCAAUUCUUCCACCUUCCGUCCAUCCUCUCGCUCAUUUCUUUCUCCUUGGGACUAUCUCCUGGUGAGUGUAUAGGUCCUAGGCGCGGUCGUUGAGAGACCGCCCAUCUGCCCACUAUGAGGCCGUUUACCGCACUUGCUGCGCUGUGCGGCUUGUUCCUGUCCAGCAACAGCUUGGUCUAUGCCGACUCGGCUCCCUCGAGCUCCCCUGUAGCUCUCCCUCGCGAUUUCAAGCCUCCCCAAGUGUUUAAGAACGCCAAUCUUGUCCGCAACACCAAUUUGGAGAAGGGAUACCUACGUGAGACCGUCAAUGUUGUCGUUGAGAAUGUGGACAAGAAGCCGCAAUCCGACUACUACUUGUCCUUCCCAUCCGACCUUUACGACAAGGUCGGUGCCCUAGAAGUCCGUGAUAAAUCGGCUCCUGAACAGGGACGCUUCGAAGUGGAAGCUACCGAGUUCGACUCAAGCAGGGACUUCCAGUACUUCGUUGUUCACCUCCCCAAGCCUCUCGCCCCUUCGUCGCAGAUCACCCUGGGCAUCUCCUACUCCGCCCUCAAUAUCCUGAAGCCCCGUCCUGCGGCCAUCAGCCAGAAUGAUCGCCAGUACCUCGCCUAUGCCUUCUCUGCCUACGCUCCCUCGGCUUACACGACAACGACCCAGAAGACCAAGAUCAAGUUCCCCAGCACCAAUGUUCCCGACUACACCUCCACGGACCUGACGUCGGGCGCGGAUCCAGAGCGCCAGGGUGCCACCUACACCUACGGACCCUACGCCGACGUCGCUCCCGAGACCACCUACCCGGCCAGUGUCCGGUACGAGUUCACCAAGCCCGUCAUCACUGCCACUCUUCUGGAGCGUGACCUGGAAGUAUCCCACUGGGGCGGCAACCUGGCGACGGAAGAGCGCUACUGGCUGCGCAACAACGGCUCCAAGCUCACCGACAACUUCAACCGCGUCGAAUGGACCAUCAGCAGCUACCAGCAGCUGCCGUCCUCCGCUAUCCGCGAGCUGAAGAUCCCCCUCAAGCCCGGCUCCGUGGACCCCUACUUCACCGACGACAUUGGCAACGUUUCCACGAGCCGCUACCGUCCCGGAAAGGUCCCGAACCGUGACGCCUCCCUGGAGCUUCGUCCCCGGUUCCCCAUCUUCGGCGGAUGGAACUACAGCUUCCGCAUUGGCUGGAACAACGACCUCUCUGCCUUCCUUCGCAAGGCUGUCACCGGCGCUGAUUCCUACGUCCUCAAGGUCCCCUUCAUCGAGGGCCCCAAGGUUUCCGAGGGUAUUCAGUAUGAGAAGGCCGUCGUGCGCAUCAUCCUCCCCGAGGGUGCCCGGAACGUCCGCUACGAGCUCCUCGAGAAGGCGACUAGCAAUGGUCUCCCCGGUGCGAACCAGAUCCAGACUGAGCUCACCAGCCACAAGACUUUCAUGGAUACCCUAGGACGCACGGCGCUGACUUUGACCGUGGAGGAGUUGACGGAUGAGGCCCGUGACUCGCAGAUAGUGGUAAGUAACUACCUCCAUACGCCGGAUAAAUAUCGGGAAUAGUGCAGCUCAUUUUUGGAUAUAGGUCACUUACGACUACUCUCUGU
This is a messenger RNA of Aspergillus welwitschiae, 1591 nucleotides long. RefSeq names its product dolichyl-diphosphooligosaccharide--protein glycotransferase subunit OST1. The record is from RefSeq and is a predicted model, not a curated record. NCBI's taxonomy places the organism in Eukaryota, Fungi, Ascomycota, Eurotiomycetes, Eurotiales, Aspergillaceae. Gene Ontology annotation, cellular component: membrane; oligosaccharyltransferase complex. The coding region runs from base 120 to 1547 and encodes 475 amino acids. The transcript is spliced from 2 exons.